AUGAGUGUCCCAACUGCCUCAACCCAAAUGGACCUCAAGCAGGUCCAAGCCGUAAUGGCCGAGUACCAAGGCGACCGCUAUGUCGACGGCUGGGCCGCGCUGUGGAGCAAAGGCGACGGCCUGCCGUGGGACAAAGGUUUCCCCAACCCAGCUCUGGAGGACAUCCUCACCCACCGCCAGGGCACCAUUGGCGGCCCCGUCACCAAGGAUGCCCAAGGCCAGACCUGUCGCCGCAAGGCCCUAGUCCCGGGAUGCGGGCGAGGCGUCGAUGUGCUUCUGCUCGCUAGCUUUGGGUACGAUGCCUACGGCCUAGAGUAUAGCUCUGGCGCGGUGGAGGCAUGCAAGAAGGAAGAGGCUGACAAUGGGAGCUGGUACCGGGUUCGGGAUGAGAAAGUUGGCCGCGGCAAAGUUACUUUUGUUCAGGGCGACUUCUUUGAUGAGGGUUGGUUGAAGGAGAUUGGCAUCCCGUUGAACGGGUUUGAUCUGGUCUAUGACUACACAUUCUUUUGCGCCCUGGAUCCAUCAAUGCGACCCAAAUGGGCCCACCGACACACCCAGCUGCUGGCGCCUUCGCCCACCGGCAACCUGAUCUGCCUCGAGUUUCCUCGCCACAAGGAUCCGAAGGAGCCAGGCCCGCCAUUUGCCUCGCCCUCAGAGGCAUACGUGGCUCAUCUGAGCCACCCGGGUGAAGACAUCCCCUACGAUGCCAAGGGCGUGGUCAAACAUGACCCGCUGCGCGAGCCGAGCGAGGGUGGCCUUGAGCGCGUAGCCUACUGGCAGCCGGAGCGCACGCAUGUGGUGGGCCAGGGAGAGAAUGGCGUGAUCUAUGACCGAGUAUCUAUUUGGCGUCGUCGUUAA
Messenger RNA from Penicillium lagena, 858 nucleotides. Its product is annotated as putative thiol methyltransferase. The record is from RefSeq and is a predicted model, not a curated record. Gene Ontology annotation, molecular function: S-adenosylmethionine-dependent methyltransferase activity. Lineage: Eukaryota; Fungi; Ascomycota; Eurotiomycetes; Eurotiales; Aspergillaceae. The transcript is spliced from 2 exons. Bases 1 to 858 code for a protein of 285 amino acids.